GAUUGCUGUCUUCUGCUGGCCACGGUGCACGCUCCAGAGUUAGUCAAAUCAAGUCGACCUUUUCACUUUUCCCACCAUGGCGUCAACUGCAUUAAGAUCAGUGCUGAGGACUAAGGUCUCUUUUAAUGUUGGCCGUAUGUGUUACUCCUCCUCAAUGCCAACUAUUAAACUUUUCAUUGAUGGAAAGUUUGUUGAAUCCAAGUCUUCAGAAUGGCUUGAUAUUCACAAUCCUGCUACCAAUGAGGUGAUUGCCCGAGUACCAAAAGCCACCCAGGAGGAGAUGCUGGCCGCUGUAGAGUCCUGCUCCAGAGCAUUUCGCUCCUGGUCUGAGACCUCCAUCCUGGCUCGGCAGCAGAUCUUUCUGCGCUAUCAGCAGCUCAUCAAGGACAACAUUAAAGAACUUGCCAAAGCCAUAACAUUGGAACAGGGCAAGACCCUUGCAGAUGCAGAGGGGGAUGUGUUUAGAGGAUUGCAGGUUGUGGAGCAUGCCUGCAGCAUCACUUCCCUGAUGCUUGGUGAAACUCUCCCCUCCAUCACCAAAGACAUGGACACUUACACUUACCGGUUGCCUAUUGGGGUGUGUGCCGGCAUUGCACCAUUUAACUUUCCUGCCAUGAUCCCGCUCUGGAUGUUCCCUAUGGGUAUGGUGUGUGGCAACACAUACCUGCUGAAGCCUUCAGAGCGGGUGCCAACCUGCACCAUGCUGCUGGCUAAGAUGCUGCAGGAUGCCGGCGCUCCAGAUGGAACACUAAACAUCAUCCACGGGCAGCAUGAUGCUGUGAAUUUCAUCUGUGACAAUCCAACCAUCAAGGCAAUCAGCUUUGUGGGCUCAAAUCAAGCUGGAGAGUAUAUUUAUGAGAGAGGCUCUAAAAAUGGAAAAAGGGUUCAGUCCAACAUGGGUGCCAAGAACCAUGGUGUGGUGAUGCCUGAUGCCAACAAGGAGAACACUCUGAACCAGCUUGUGGGUGCAGCGUUUGGAGCAGCAGGACAGCGCUGCAUGGCCCUGUCCACGGCCAUCUUGGUGGGUGAAGCACGGAGCUGGUUGCCGGAGCUGGUGGAACGUGCCAAGGCUCUGCGAGUGAAUGCAGGAGACCAGCCUGGUGCAGAUGUGGGGCCACUGAUAUCUCCCCAGGCCAGGGACAGAGUGUGCAGUUUGAUCCAGAGUGGUGUGGAUGAGGGUGCCAAGCUGCUCUUGGAUGGCCGGAAUGUCAAGGUCAAAGGUUACGAGAACGGCAACUUUGUAGGACCCACCAUCAUCGGCAGUGUCACACCCGAGAUGAAAUGCUACACUGAAGAGAUUUUCGGACCUGUGCUGGUUGUUCUUGAGGCAGAAACUCUUGAUGAUGCCAUCAGUUUGGUCAACAAGAACCCCUACGGCAAUGGCACAGCCAUCUUCACCACAAAUGGUGCCACGGCACGCAAAUAUACUCAUGAGGUGGAUGUGGGCCAGGUUGGAGUCAAUGUACCAAUCCCUGUGCCUCUGCCAAUGUUCUCCUUCACUGGAUCAAGAGGAUCCUUCAGAGGAGACAUGAAUUUCUACGGGAAACAAGGAAUCCAGUUCUACACUCAAAUCAAAACUGUAACAUCACAAUGGAAAGCUGAAGAUGCCACCUUGAAAAGUCCUGCGGUUACCAUGCCAACAAUGGGAAGAUAAAUACUUAAUCUUCAAAGAGCUUCUGAGGAGAAUUUAGGCGACCUUCUCCCAUGAAAAACAGACUUAUAGAAUAGAAAAGUUCAUGAACAGACAAAAUACCACCUGUAAGACUCUAUUUCAUCUAUAUGUACAGAUUUUGUGUAAAUGUCCAUCACUGGCAGAUUUUAAGUGCAAAAGAUCUGUACAGAUGAGGUAACGUCAUAGGAUCAAUGUCAGUUCAUAAAAUACAAAACCAGUAUUAAAACUCUUGUAAAUACAUUUUUUUGCGCAAACUCUCCACAAAUAUUUGUAUAUAUCUGUUAACAGAAUUCAAGCAAACUUAAUAUAUGACAGAAAGUACAGACACACUGUAUGCAUGCAUGGUCAAAUAUUUAAAACACUACACAACUUGUAUUCUGCUACACUCAUCACUGAGACUCUAUGGGUAAAGCAAAAGCAAACAAUUCAAACUGUGAUAUGAUAUGCAGAGGCUCCAUCGAGGUCAUGUGGUGUACAUAUCCGGCAGGCUGUUUGAGGUUGAGGCCAGAAUGGACUCAGGCGCCUUGGGGCUGAUGGUUGCCGGGCAGAGCUUGUCUCUAAUUCUAGAAGACAGUCAUCAUUGUGCAACGCUAAAAUGCAACCGUCUUGAUAAAUCACAUGUAGGCACUGACGUUCUUGCAGCCGCUGCUGUUUCAGCUAAACAUGCAAUGUGGGACCAAUAAAUCUGCACAGGCUUGUAAAUUGCAA
Melanotaenia boesemani (Boeseman's rainbowfish) is the source of this 2380-nucleotide messenger RNA. It is a transcript of the gene aldh6a1, whose product is annotated as aldehyde dehydrogenase 6 family, member A1. The record is from RefSeq and is a predicted model, not a curated record. Gene Ontology annotation, biological process: L-valine catabolic process; thymine catabolic process. Gene Ontology annotation, molecular function: malonate-semialdehyde dehydrogenase (acetylating, [NAD(P)+]) activity; methylmalonate-semialdehyde dehydrogenase (acylating, NAD+) activity. NCBI's taxonomy places the organism in Eukaryota, Metazoa, Chordata, Actinopteri, Atheriniformes, Melanotaeniidae. Gene Ontology annotation, cellular component: mitochondrion. Bases 77 to 1654 code for a protein of 525 amino acids. The transcript is spliced from 12 exons.